Messenger RNA from Vicugna pacos (alpaca), 5369 nucleotides. The record is from RefSeq and is a predicted model, not a curated record. NCBI's taxonomy places the organism in Eukaryota, Metazoa, Chordata, Mammalia, Artiodactyla, Camelidae.
AGCCGCAGCAGGGGCGGGGAGAGGUGGGGAGCGAAGCGAUGCUUGUCUGUGAGCAGCGCUGGCGCUGGCGGAGCGGCCUGGAGGCGGGCCAGGGCUCCGAGGAGGCAGGGGCUCCCCAGGUUUGGAACAAAGACUUCACAGGCAGGUCCCCUGAGCCUGGGUCAGCGGGAUGGUGGUGGAUCCAGAGAGAGGCCACAGGAAGGAUGGCUGGUGCUGAGCGGAGCCGGUUGGAACUCUGGUGCCCGUAGGGGCAGCUCCACCUCUUGAAGAUGAAGGGGCCCAGGUGAAACACAGGCCGGGCCGCAUGGCCAGCUCCAGGAUGGAGGUCUGCUGGGCUGAGCCGGGCCCGGGGAAGGGGCCACCGCAGCGGCGGCGCUGGGCCUGGGCUGAAGAGGGAAAGGAUGCUGACGGGAGUACACGCAGCUUGGGAGAAAAGGGGCCCUUUCCCAAAGCCAGCAGCCCUGAGCUCCUGGAGGACUUCCGCCGGGCCCAGCAGUGCCUGCAGCCACUGGAGUGGGGCCCAGACUCACAGCCUGAUGGGUGCCAGGAUCCUGAAUCAGGAGGGUCUGCAGAAGAGGAGUCUGAAGCAGAGGAUGUGGACAGCCCUGAAAGUUCCAACUUGCCUCUCGGCUGGCUCCCCCAGCAGGACCCUCAACCAGGCAUGACUGAAGAGGAGCCAGAUGAGACCCUGGGAGGUGCUGAGGUCCAGGAAGCUGGAGAGAGCUCCCCGAGACUGGGGUAUGAGACCAAUCUCAGCUCGGGGGGCAAUGGGAACACCAGCCCCAUGGCUCUGGGGUGGUGUCAGCCCACAGGCAGGGUGGCUUCUGGCAAUCAAGCCAGUGGAGACAAACUUCCAGAACAUUCUGAGGUCAACCCAACUGUUGACUUCAGCUCUGCGAGGUCCUGGAGCAGUGGAACUGUGAGCCUCAACCACCCCAGUGACAGUCUCGAUUCUACCUGGGAAGGAGAGACCGAUGUCCCCCAGGCCCCUGCCCUGGCAGAAUCUUUACCACAGAGCCCCAGCCACCACCUCCUAAACCCAAAUGACAGAACUGGAGGAAGCGUUGCUCUGGUAACCCCCACGGAAUUCCAGGAGUCCUCAGCACCUCCAGCCCAGAGCCUCCAGUGUCCUGCAGACAGAUGGAGGAGAGAAGCUACCAGCCUCUCCUGCCCUCAGCCCGGGGACCAGCCCUGGAAACGGACACGGAUAUCACCUAAGCCGCUCCCUUCCCGAUUCACCGGCUCCAUCAGCCCCAUGAAUCCCUCACCUGGGCCAGCUCGGCAGGACAGGCCACCGCCCAGGCCAGGCGCCACUCUGGCUGGUCACUCAUCUUCUGGUGCCCCUAAGUAUGGCCGGGGGCGGCUGAACUACCCACUCCCUGAUUUCUCCAAGGUAGGACCCCGGGUGAAGUUCCCCAAAGAUGAGAGCUACCGCCCCCCGAAGGCCAGGAGCCACAGCAGGCUGCCCGAGAGUCCUGCCAGGCCGCUGAUUUUCAAGUCACCUGCCGAGAUUGUGCGGGAGGUGCUGCUGAGCAGCGGAGAAGUCUGCCCUGGAAAGGACCCACCUCCUACCCACCCCAUCACCAGGGUACCCCAAGAAUUUCAGACACCUGAACAAGCCACAGAGCUGGUCCAUCAGCUCCAGGAGGACUACCACAAGCUCCUCACCAAGUAUGCUGAGGCCGAGAACACCAUUGACCAGCUGCGCCUCGGGGCCAAGGUGAACCUGUACUCCGACCCGCCUCAGCCCAGCCACAGCAUCCACAUGGGGACAGUGCCCCAGGGGACCAAGGUCUUGUCCUUUAGCAUCCCACAGCCCCACUCUGUGGAGCGGUGGCCAGGCCCCGCUGAGGGCCCACAGGCCUCUGAAGCUUCAGGGUGGCCGUCAGCUCGAGGAGAUCCGAGCUUCUCCUCGUCCCCCAGCGCACCCACCCCAGGGUGGCUUCCAGAGAACCCAGGUAUCAUCCAGAACCAGCCCGCAGCAGAGCCGGCCCAGGAACUGGCUUCUCAGGCCAGCCGCUUCCUGGCCAAGGUGGAGUCCUUUGUAGAACUGAUACAAGCAGGACAGCUGGCGCCCCGGGACCAGCUCAAGGGCUUCCAGCGGCUAAAGGCUGCCCACACUGCCCUGGAGGAGGAGUACCUGAAGGCCUGCAGGGAGCAGCACCUGGCCCAGCAGCUUGCCGGAUCCAAGGGAGCGCCUGGGAAAUUCGAUCCUGGCAGGGAGCUGGAAGCAAAGAUAUUCCAGCUGGGAAUUCGCUUGGAAGAGCUGAAGGACCAUGUGGACCAGAACCAGCAGAAGCCUGAGCGAGCCGGAUCAGACUUGGCUCUGGACAGCCCCCCAGCCGGGCCCUCCCCUGAGCAGCCAGCAGGCCUGCCCUCUCCUUUGGAACAAGCCCCUACACCAGCCAUCCAGACACUCUGCCCCGAGCCCGAUGCCACCAGCAUUGGCCCCCACCCAUUGCACGUGAACUUGGAUCUGAGUGCUACCAGCAAUGAGGUAGAAGACAGGCCGCUUGGCCUCCCGGGCCCACUCAGGCACAAGGAGCUGCAGGUGGAGCAGGAUCUCCAUGGUCUCUUAGAGCGGUACCUCAGUGUGAAGUCCCCCCCAGAAGCCAUGAGGAUGGAGGAGGAGGAGGCGGGAGGGCAGGACCGCACCCUGGAAGUUGACGGGCCGGCUCCAGCUCCGGGAAAAGCAGCAGCCACCAGGCUCCCCACCAGGCAGCUCCCGGCACAGGCUGAGAGAAGUCACAGGGGCUCCCUCGAGGGGACUGUGGAGCAGAUGGCACCCGUGAAGCCAGCAGACUUCCAUGCAUCCAUGGCCAGAGACAGCCACCUGCAAGGCCUGGACAAAGCCGGGGCAGCUCCUCCAGGCCCUAGCAGGCACCCUCACCCUCGGGGCACCAAGUCCUCUGUGGCGUCCCACCAGGGCAGUCUGACCAGCCUAGAGGGAAGUGGCAUCUCUGAGCGCCUUCCACAGAAGUCUCUGUGCCAGGCUGGUGGGCCCCACCAGGAGGAGCCCUGGAUGGCAUCCCCCGAGACAGACAGUGGCUUUGUGGGCUCAGAAACCAGCAGAGUGUCGCCCCUCACUCAGACUCCAGAGCACCGGCUCUCCCACAUCAGUACUCCAGGGACACUAGGCCAGCCCUUCACUCCAUCUGAGCCCCGAGACGCAGCCUCCCACCGCCAGACCAGGGGUCUUCCGGUUCCCAGAAGAGCCGCUGAGCCCAGCACACCCAGGAGCCGAGCCCAGAGGCCCCCGUCUGGCCAGGACAGUCCUCUCCGGCAGAGGGCGUCCAGCUUCUGUCUGGAGCGGGCACUGGCGGCCGAGAUGGCGGUUCCUGGCUCAGAGUUCAAGGGGCGAAGGCAGAUGUCUGAACAGCUUCCCCACAGCAUGACAAUCAGCCCAUCCCCGACUCCGGCCCCUGUGGAGGCUGUCCCACCCCGUGGACCGACAGAGACCACCUCCACUUUCCUCCUCACCAGGACAGGGCGAGACCAGGCCAUCCGCGAGCUGCAACAGGAGGUAUCCCGGCUCCGUCUGCGGCUGGAGGACAGCCUGCACCAGCCCCCGCAGGGCAGCCCAACACGCCCAGCAUCCAGCUUCGACUGCCCCGCCCGGGCCCGGGCCCGGGACCGGCUAGCGGGUUCCUCGGCCACGUGGGGCUCCCAUUACGGCAGCAAAUCCACAGAGAGAUUGUCUGGUGAGCCUGGGGGUGCAGAGCAAGCUGUCCCUGCGGGAAGGCGGCGAACCAGGUCCUCCUCAGUGCCUCGGGAGGUGCCCCAACUGUCCCUGAGUUCCGAAUCUGAGCCAACCUCCCCCAGGCUGUUCUCUGAGAAGGGCAGGACCGCCGAGGACAGCCCUCAGGCAGCUUGGGUUGGAACGAGAAGAGUGGGAGGCACCGGACGUCCAGACAGGGUCACCUUCCGGGGCCAAUACACAGGCCAGGAGUACCACGCUUCGACCCCAAAGACAGUCCCAAGAGGUAGUGGUCCAGUCUCCUGUCCCCAGUGCCGACCUGUUAGAACCCAGGACCCAGGACCAGAAAAGGCCGCCACCAGAAGAAAUACACCUUCAACCUCCAGCCCCAAGCAGAGGAGCAAGCGGGCAGAGUCGCCGCCCCGGCCACCCCCUGGACUGUGGUAUCUGGCUGCCGCGCCCUCAGCACCAACCCCUCCUGCCUUUGCCUACGUGUCCUCAGUCCCCGUCAUGCCUUAUCCAUCAGCCACUGUGUUCUAUGUGCCUCCAGGACCUACCUCAGCCCCCUCAGCCCGACCGGCCGCCGAGUGGCCCCCCGCAGCCUCCUCCCGGCCGGCGGGGGGACCCCGGCGCUCCAUCCAGCUGGACCUGGAGGACCUGGAGGAGCUUAACAAGGCCCUGAGCCGAGCCGUGCAGGCCGCCGAGAGCGUCCGCUCCACCACCAAGCACAUGAGCCGCUCCCUGUCGGCCGACCUGCGCCAGGCCCGCGGCCUGCGGGGCUCCUGCCUCUUCUGACUCCACUCAAGGCUCAGAGACGCACGGAUGGCGAGGGGCAGGCAGCCCGCUGUCGUCCCCUGGGCCAGGGUCCGGCUGGAGCCACUGCUGGAGGCCCUGCAGACCCUCAUGGGGGCGGGGUCCCUCCGCAUCAGCCCUGCCUGCGCAGCCUGGGUGUUUCCAGAACGGAAGGCAUGUCAACUGUCAUCAAGAGAAGUCACUUCCUGGGGCCCAGCCCUGCGGUUGGUGCUGGGAUCGAGGUCGCCUCUGUCCAGACACCGCCUCUGGGAGUCUUCCAGUCCUGCACUUGUCCAUUGCCAGCUAAUAAUAUGUCUUUUGUCUACAGAUGGACAGAUAUUUUUUUAAACUGAGACAUUUUCCUGGCCUUGGGUCCUUCUUAGGAGGCCAGAGAAGAAGGGACAGGGCCAGGGUUUCUGGUGAAAACUUACCCACCAGCUGCAACCAGAUACUCCAGAGCAGGUGUCUCUGGGAAGGACGAGGCUGGGGACCUCUCUUCUGGUGACCAGUGACUGAGGCCACUGGGAUACCUUAGGAUGACAGGCAUCCAGCUUCUCCAUGGUUAAGAGGCUUUCCCACAGGCCUGCUGGGAUGGAGACACCCCGCAGAGGGCCCGGGAAGCCGUCCGCCAGUCCCCCUCGGUACCUCACCCCAGGCUCUCUCCCGGGGAUCCCUGUGGAACUGGGCCAGUGGCCAGCUACCUGCCAGGUCCUGGCCUGUGGCCCUGAGGCCAGGCCACCUCCUGCUCCCUGACCCUGUAGCAGCUCAUACCUCAGCUUUUCUGGAAUGUAUGUGCAUCAGUGAUAUUUGUAUAUUUGAGGUGUUUAAAAAUCUAUUUUCAUUAUGAGGACAAAUAAAGAAGAAUGAAUAUUGAUCUUAA